AAUGUAAUAAAUUAAUUUUCUUGCAAUUAUUCAAAGUGCUACAGUCUGUAAAAUAGUGUGAUUUAUUGAAGCCCUAGUAAUCUAAAAAUAUUUUGUGUAUUUUUAGUUACAAUGCAGUAGUUCUCGUUCUCAUGUGGUUGUAGUUUUUGUUAUGUAUAUAUAUGAUUUGACCUUCUCGGCUAGGAAGGUCAUUCUGGUUGCCUGGUGUUUAUAUAAUUUGGCGUAGCAUGCAGGUCUGUGCUGCUGCGGUGUCACUCUCCAUCGGAGUGAUCCCUGUGGUGGCCCGUGAUAGCCGAUACGUGCAUAAUGUUCAGAAAACAAUGUUAUCAUGUGUUAAGCCUGUUAUUUAAACAUACUCAGUUCUCAAACUUAAUUUAGAAUCGCCGCGACUUUCUAGCAGACGUUUUAUAAACUUGUAAUCUAGUUGGAUGUGAUUUUGUAGUGCCAGCACAUUGUUUCACACAUCUUUGUUUCUGGUGAGCUGAAUCAUGUCGAAGCUGUGCCGACAGGUGUCCAUAGAGUCCCCUGGGCCCACCCUGAAGGAGUGCGUGUUCAGUUUCGACGUUCCAGUCCCUGAUGUUCCACUGUACGGUGCCAGGAUCCGGGUGGUCUACGCCGGGGCUUGCUAUCGUGCGAAUAGGACACGUUCCGCGUCCGUUUGCAGCACGUCCUCAGUUUCCUCCCUCGGCAGCUUGUCUGGAGAAAGUGAGGGCUUCGGUAUCCAUACAUCAACGCCGGCCCAUAUAGGCCUGAGAGACGGCGCACUGUUCCCCGGCUACGAAGUGGCGGGGGUCGUGGACGCGAUUGGGAGAGCGGCCGAGCGGACGAACGGCAUCAAGGAGGGUACGAGGAUAGUUCUGUUCCCGUACGAGGGAGUUCCCCACGGAUACGCGGACUACAUUGUGGUGCCGGACUUCAAAUGCUUGGUGCCGGUGCCCGAUGAGCUGCCGUUGAGCGUGGCGGCCAUGUUGCCCACUGGAGCGCUGUUGGCGAUGAAUACGGUGUACACGGCCAGCGAGUGCUUGAAGGGAAUUCUUGAAGGACCCAACCAAAAAGACAAGGCCACGGUCCUGAUAGUGGGCACCGGUGGGCUGGCGCUAUGGGCGCUGCGGCUCGCGACCAACUACUUCAAGCACGGAGCGUACACUGACCGCGUCAGGGUCUCCGUGGCCACCCUCAAGGACGAGGGCUUCGUGCUGGCCAAAGAGAGCGACCAGAUAAAAGUGGUGCAAUGGAGCGAGGAUCUGUACGAGAAACAGCUGAUAGAGCGCACCAUAGACGCGUGCAGUGGCCCCGUGGACGUAGUUAUGAACUUCGGCACCACCUCCAGGUCACUUCACCGGUCGCUUCAGUGUUUGGCUGCGGGGGGCAUGGUGCUAGUCACCGAGGAUGUCGGUGAAAAACUGCUUCCCAAAUUCGCUAAGAAGGCUGAAGAAAUGGGCGUCAGAAUAGUGGUGGUUCCCAACGGGUCUAUAGAGCAACUCAGAGAGCUGGUCGCUUUGGUCGCGCGUGGGGAGAUUGAACCUCCUCCCCAUUCCGUGUUCCCUGCUGAAGACGCUCAGGAGGUCGUGAGGAAACUCUGCAACUCGGAAAUACAAGGCAGGGCAAUUCUCAAGUUCCACAAUGUCGAUUAAGUCCCAAGCGAGGCGGACAGGAAUUUGAAUAGAGCCCCAGUGUUGCCAGUCGGGAAAAUGGUAGCGGUAUUGGUAGGAAACAUCAGCGAAGGGAGAAAUUAUUUAGGCGCUUCAUUUGUCUAUUUAGUCGAUGUAAAGAAUUAAUGUGAUAUCGUCAGUUGUUGCAUCUGAAUUAAUUUAUGUCGGUUUUAUAUAAAUAAAAGUUGUAUCUUACAUUUAAAUAAAUGUUAUUGAGCGUUUUAUGUAUAACUGUGUACAAAAAAGCGUAUUACUUGCAAAACUAAAAUAAAUUUGUGGACUAAAAUAACUUUAUGGUGAUAGUAUCGUUACUAUGUUUUUGAACUGUUUAUAAAAGUAAAAAAUUGUUCUAUUAAUAUGGACUUCUGGUUUUCCAAUAGUCUUCCACUUUUAUCUUUGUAAUAAUUUAUAGCUAUAAGCUUUAUCGUCAAUUCUAUGUUUUGUUUAUCAAGAAGUAAAGUUUUGUAUUACUUAACUUCUCCAAAGUAUAUUAGUAUAAAGAAAAAGAAUCACAUAGUGAAUUCUAGAUAUUAGAUAUAUAUUUGAUUAUAAUGACUUUGAAAGUAAAGAUAGGUGUUAACUUGAUGAAAAAUUUGAUAUCUCAGCGUCAUUUCUGCAUAUAUUUGGAGAUAUUUUGUGGCUCUCCCUUAAAUAUAAGUAUUACUAAUCUGUACUUUCUAUAUCAAUGUUGUAUAAUAUUAGCUUUUAAAAAAGAAUAAAUACACUAAAUAAAUCUUUGAUGUGAUGUAAUUAAAAAAAAACAAAUAUUUUUUUUGUAUAAUAUAUACGCCUGAUGGUGGUAAGGUA
Molecule: messenger RNA, 2459 nt
Organism: Amyelois transitella
Lineage: Eukaryota; Metazoa; Arthropoda; Insecta; Lepidoptera; Pyralidae
Gene: Drat
Product: quinone oxidoreductase
Exons: 6
Coding region: 489-1634 (381 amino acids)
Molecular function (GO): oxidoreductase activity
Source: RefSeq, a predicted model, not a curated record